Molecule: messenger RNA, 1513 nt
Organism: Argentina anserina (silverweed cinquefoil)
Lineage: Eukaryota; Viridiplantae; Streptophyta; Magnoliopsida; Rosales; Rosaceae
Product: protein arginine N-methyltransferase PRMT10
Exons: 7
Coding region: 93-1238 (381 amino acids)
Biological process (GO): peptidyl-arginine methylation
Cellular component (GO): nucleus
Molecular function (GO): protein-arginine N-methyltransferase activity
Source: RefSeq, a predicted model, not a curated record
UACUACGUUGCCCUAAACCCCCAAAAACCCUCCUCUCUCAUUUUUCGUGUUUGGUCUUUCAGGGCAUUGACCACAUACUACCCAACUCAAACAUGGGAAGCUACACAAACGGCGUCGUUUCAGACCAAACAAUCGGCGCCGCCAGCAAUGGCCGCGCGUCGGUGGAUAAAGGCGUCGACUUUGCCAAUUACUUCUGCACCUACGCCUUCCUCUACCACCAGAAGGAGAUGCUCUCCGAUCGUGUCCGCAUGGACGCUUACUACAACGCCGUCUUCAAGAACAAGCACCACUUCAAUGGCAAGGUUGUGUUGGAUGUGGGAACGGGGAGUGGCAUUCUCGCGAUUUGGUCUGCGCAAGCUGGUGCUAGGAAGGUGUAUGCUGUGGAAGCCACUAACAUGGCUGAACAUGCGCGCGAGCUUGUGAAAGCGAAUAAUGUGCAGGAUGUAGUUGAGGUGAUUCAGGGCUCUAUGGAGGAUGUUCAACUUCCAGAGAAAGUUGAUGUGAUAAUUUCGGAGUGGAUGGGGUAUUUCCUACUGCGUGAAUCGAUGUUUGACUCUGUGAUAUGUGCCCGUGACCGAUGGUUGAAGCCAACUGGAGUCAUGUAUCCGAGUCAUGCUCGUAUGUGGGUGGCACCUAUUAGAUCUGGGUUAGGAGAUCAAAAACAAAAUGAUUUUAAAUCAUCGAUGGAAGGCUGGUAUCAUUUCACAAAUGAAACAAAAUCUUAUUAUGGUGUUGAUAUGGGUGCUCUAACAAAACCUUUUGCUGAAGAGCAGAAGAAAUACUAUCUUCAGACAUCAUUGUGGAACAACCUUCAUCCCAACCAAGUUAUAGGGACAGGUGCUAUACUAAGAGAGAUUGACUGUUUAACUGCCUCCGUCAGUGACAUCCUCGAAGUGAGAUCGAGCUUUUCAUCGACAGUAACUCUUCCAAACACAAGGCUCUGUGGGUUCGCAGGAUGGUUUGAUGUUCAUUUUCGAGGACGUAAGGAGGUUCCAGCUCAGAAUGAAGUCGAGUUGACCACUGCUCCUAGUGUAGAUAAUGGCACGCACUGGGGCCAACAGGUUUUCCUCUUGAACCCUCCAAUCCGUGUGACUGAAGGGGAUAAUCUGAAUGGUUCCUUCUCAAUGACGCGAAACAAGGAAAAUCAUCGUUUGAUGGAGGUUGAGUUUAGCAGCGAGAUCAAACAGCAGACUGGACAGCUACUCUCACCUUUCAGAAACAGAUAUUUCAUAGAGUGACUGGAGGCAAGAUUCAUCCCCACCAGCAUAUUUCUGGAAGUCUGAAUUGUCCGAAGGAAUCAGACUUGCAAGCUAUCUGUAAAAGUUUUGUGGAGUUUUCCAGGCUUUGCAGCCAUUCUGCUAACUCAGAUCUUCGUGUGUUAAAAUUUGAUUUUUUUUUUAGACAAGUCAUGUCAGCUACCUAAGACUUGUCGAUUCAGUGUGUCCUCUUCUGUAUGCAUCUGUACACAUUGGCAUUUGCUUGCUAAAAUGAUCAAUCAGCACCACCUGUUUCA